CACUGCUCUGCUCCACUAUGCUGCCUGAGAAAACAGAUUUUGAAAUAGGGAGUAUUUGAGCUGCAUCUCCAAAGUCUAUUACAGUUUUAUUCGAGUCACAGAGUUCCACACUCCCUACCAGAUCUUUAAGGGUGCCGAAUUCGCUGGCUUCCUAAACAAAACGCUCGCGCCACAGAGCAGGGCAGGUUGCGGCUGGAACUUACGCUUGGGCGCGACCCAAAAGGCGAGCGCAUCCUGGACCCACGCGCCGCUGGCUGGCCUCCCGCGACCCCGCGCCGCUCCCAGGUCAUCGCUGAAAAAUGAAGUUAUUUAAUGUCUUUGCGUUCAUGGCCUACUGCCAUUUGUUAAAUGCAUUUAGUGUCACAGUUUCCAAGGACCUAUAUGAAGUAGAGUAUGGCAGCAAUGUGACAAUGGAAUGUAAAUUCCCAGUAGAAAAUCAGUUAGACCUGGUUGCAUUAGUUGUCUACUGGGAAAUGGAAGAUAAGAAAAUCAUUCAGCUUGUGCAUGGGGAAGAAGACCUGCAGGUUCAGCACAGCAGCUAUAACAAGAGGGCCCGGUUGUUGAAGGACAGACUCUUCUUAGGAAGGUCCACACUUCAGAUCACAGAUGUCAAAUUGCAGGAUGCAGGGGUUUACUGCUGCCUGAUCAGCUAUGGUGGUGCUGACUACAAGCGGAUUACUUUGAAAGUCAAUGCACCAUACCGCAAAAUCAACCAAAGAAUUUCUAUGGAUCCAGUCACCUUGGAACAUGAACUGACAUGUCAGGCUGAGGGUUACCCUGAGGCUGAAGUCAUCUGGACAAGCAGUAACCACCGAAUCCUGGGUGGCAAGACUGUCAUCAACAAUUCCAAGGGGGAGGAGAAACUCUUCAAUGUGACCAGCACACUGAGAAUCAACACAACAGCGAACGCGAUUUUCUGCUGCACUUUUAGGAGAUCAGGUUCCCAGGAAAACAGCACAGCUGAGCUGGUCAUCCCAGAACCACCUAAGGUAUUUUUAGAAAAGAAGAGGACACACUUGGUGAUUCUGGGAGCUGUCCUGUUAUUUCUUGGUGUAGCGCUGACAGUCAUCUUCUAUCUAAAAAGAAAUGUGAGAAUGAUGGAUGUGGAAAACUGUGACAUCAAAGAUAUGAACUCAAAGAAACAAAAUGAAACAAAAUUUGAGAAGAUGUAAUCCAGCAUCGGAACUUCUGAUCUUAAAGCAGGGCUCCUCGCCAGUGGUUUGGCAGUUCAUCCGGACUUAGUGUGACCAGAGGAAUGAAUGGGCCAGCAGUCUGCAGAUGACAUAGGACUUAGAAGUCCAAAGCACUGAAAAUGGAACGUAGGGAGAGUAGAGAAGAGAAGAAAGAAGAAAGAUGGAGGAAUAAAGGUAGCCUGGAAGGAAACCUUGGUACUUUUUAAAGAUUGAGAGGGUCAUUGGUGCAUGUGACAAUGAGAAAAGACAUGUUUGACUGAUGAGCCUUCAUGUACAUUGUUCAUCACUCAUCCUAGGAAGACGGGUUGAGGGUCCCUGAUUUAAUGGUCAGUUCCUGCAGAAAUGCCCUUUGUCUCCACCCAAUGCCUCAGUUUGUCUGCUGGAUGACCGGGAGUCCCAGUGUUCUAACAUAUUUAAUUAUGGUUAUUUCUAUUUAUUUUGAGUGUUGUCAUGUGCAUGUAUUUGUGACUCUCUUUUGAAGAGGUGUUGUAGUAGAUGUUAAAAUUUGUCACCAACUAAACUUGCUACUUAAUGAAUUGCUUGCAGCCAGUAAAAAGUAUAGUGAUUGUAGAAUACUUGGCAUCCAACAUAACUGUAGAUACAAAUAGGAAGCUUAGAGAACAAACCAGCAGUUCAUAUAGGAUCUUGCCUCACUUAACCCCUUGAUCCUUUGGUUGACUUGAAUAAUCUUAUUCUCAGAAUCCAGUGCCUGUUGCAAUAUCUGUUCCAUUUAAAUAUUAGCUUUACAACUAGGCAGUACCCUACAUGCAUAACCUCAUUUCAUCCCUGAAACAACCCUGUUGUGGGAGGUACUGUUAUCCAUUUUACAGUUGAGGGAGCAGAGAGAUAAAGUAACUUGUCCAAGCAAGUAAAUAGCAGACCUCAGAUUUCCACGACUAUCACAGACAGGUCUUUUAGAAUACAGUUUACAGGUACAUUUUGCUUUAAACAAUUCAUUCCUUCAUCAGACAGUUAGUAAGUGCCCUUUCGUGGUAGUCAGUGUGCCAGGCAGUGAGUCUGCAGAGAUGAGCAAGAUGUAAUACUUGCCUUCAAGGAGUUGAUAAUCUAGUUGAGAGAUAGUUGAGAAAAUUUACUACUAAAUGUAGUGCAGUGUCAUAGCAUAAGGUGUGGGAGGAUGGUGAUGUGAGGGGGGGAAAGGCUGUAAAUGCUGCCAAGAGGAGGAGACACUUUAGGUGGGCAGCCAGCAUGUUCCUGGACAGUCAAAUAUACUUAAACAUUUUAAUAAUCAAAGUGAUUUUGGUUUACAAGGAGAUUUUAAAGAACUGGAAAAUUAUUCUUGAAUUCCUUUUGUAUUAUUAUAUUUACCUCUGAUUUAUUUGCCUUCACUAUAUAAUGUGAUGCUUAUUUAUAUAGUGUCUGGUAUUAUUUAGCAAUUCUUCCUUUUUUAUUUAUAUGCUUCCAAAUUUUGAAUACAUAUCCUUCCAUGAUUCAAAAUUCAAAGGGUUCAAUAGGAAGUAGUUAAAAAUCUCCAUUCCAUCCUCCUAGCUGUCCUGUUUGCCUGCGAUUACACCUUCUGCUGUUUCUUAUGUGUUCUUCUAAAGAUAUUCCAUGAAUAUAUAUGAAAAUGUGUGCAUAUAUUUUUCCCUUUUUUCAUUUCAUAUAAGUAGUAACACUUUAUGCAUCAGCUAUGAACUUUGCUUUUUUCCAUUUAAUACAUUCUUUCUUAUGAAGCACCCAGAACCAAAUUGAAGUUCCCUGAGGUCAGGACUGUGUCUUGUUUGUUUCUAGGUUUCCUUUUCCACAGCCUCCUGACUAUCCAUGAUGCUUAAUGCAUGCUAAGUACAUACUACAUAAAUAUUUAGACAACCAGCAUUUAUUGAGUACUUGUUCUAUGACUGUGUUUUGAUUUGGUUUAUGUUGCGUUUGCUUUGAGUGAGACCCAUGGGUUACCCAGGGUCCACUGGACCAAUCUGUUCAUCCUUAGGAGAGAUCUUAUUAUUAACUCAGUAUGACAGAAUCAUGUCUGGAACUGUUUUUUUCCUGAUGAUUUAUUUUCUCUUGAGCCUAAACUUGAGUUUGAUGCUGCACUUGCAAAAUUGCAGGUCCUAUUUGGAAAUUCCAGCAGUGUGACUUGACUGCUGGCUGCCCUAGACCCUCUUCUGUGCCAGAUUAUUGGCUGUGCCUGAACCCUUGAUCCCACCAGCUCUCAUCACUACAAAGGCCUCCUCAGACAUUGCUCUCCAGAGGCUUUGAGAUUCAGAUGCUCUCCAGGAGGUCCCACCCCUCUUUGCAGUUUACCUCCUGGUUUACUGGGUCCAUAACAGGAAAACCUUCUUUACUUUACCCCACAUCAAGCUUGAGGAAACACACUCUCCAACAGAACUCUUUUUGUUGCCUUUUUGCACAUGCUUAUUUGUACAAUAUCCCUUGUUUGUAUGAAGGACAGAGACUCUGACUGGGCAAGUCAUACAUUUGACCUACUCCAUUCCUAAGUCCUAAACACCUUCUUCUCGGGGUGUUGGAUUUAUAAGGCACUUUAUCUGUUUUGUCUUUUAUUUCAUUGUAAGCCAUAAUGGCAGAGAUGACUAAUAAUUCUGUAUUUGAUUGUCACUUGCAUUAAUUUAAUAAAAUGUUCUUAUUUAUUUUGUUCCUCAGUGUAUA
This is a messenger RNA of Choloepus didactylus (southern two-toed sloth), 3815 nucleotides long. It is a transcript of the gene CD274, whose product is annotated as CD274 molecule. The transcript has 8 exons. NCBI's taxonomy places the organism in Eukaryota, Metazoa, Chordata, Mammalia, Pilosa, Megalonychidae. The coding region runs from base 300 to 1172 and encodes 290 amino acids. The record is from RefSeq and is a predicted model, not a curated record. Gene Ontology annotation, cellular component: external side of plasma membrane. Gene Ontology annotation, biological process: cell surface receptor signaling pathway; T cell costimulation; positive regulation of T cell proliferation.